UCGUCAGGAUCACCAUGGAUGCAAUAUAUGACGAUCCCUGUUUCCUGGAUGAGUUGAAGAGCUGUAUUAUGACCAGACCAAAUGCAAGUGCAGAGACAGCCAAAAAGGAGCUGGACCUGAUGAAUAAUGUCACUCUUAACAUUGCUGUGACAGGCGAAAGUGGAGUAGGAAAAUCCACUUUGGUCAAUGCUCUUAGGGGGGUCAGGGAAGGGGAAAUAGGAUCUGCAGAAACUGGGGUAACUGAAACCACCAUGAUGGCUACAAGAUACACCCACCCCUCCAUGACUAACGUGUUUAUCUGGGACCUGCCAGGGAUUGGGACCCCAAACUUUAAAGCCAAAACCUAUCUAAAAGACGUCUGCUUUGAGACUUAUGACUUUUUCAUUAUCAUUGGAACUGUGAGAUUCAAAGAGAAUGACCUCAAGCUGGCCAAAGAAAUCAAGAAGAGGAAGAAGAUGUUUUACUUUGUACGUUCGAAGAUUGAUCACGACAUCAGCGCAGAGGCCAGGAAACAAAACUUUAAUGAGGAAAAGGUGCUGAACCAGAUCCGGUUGAGCUGUAAGGACAAUCUAAGGACCAUUGGAAACCCUGAUGUCUUCCUAAUCUCUACAUGUCAACUGGAGAAGUAUGAUUUUCAGAAACUAAUUGAUUCACUGAUUAAUAACUUGUCAGACCAUAAGAGGUCGGCUCUUGUUCAAUCUAUGCCAGCUUGCUCUCUACCAAUGAUAGAACAAAAAAAGAGGGAGCUCUACAAAAUUGCCUUCGCCGUGGCUGCUGCGGCUGCCACGUCUGCGGCCAUCGCCAUCCCAGGCCUCUCGGUGGGUUGUGAGAUUGGCGUUAUGCAGGGGUUCCUAAAGAAGGCCCAUGUUUCCUUUGGGUUGGAUGCAGAAUCCAUCAAAAGGAUCGCUACCCGUAUCAACAAGCCAGAAAGAGAGCUGAGGAUAGCAAUGACCUCUCGCUUCGCUAACGGAAUUAACGAAAGGGUGGUGGUUGGAAUGUUUGCCAAUAGGUCCGUGAUAACAGCCAAGGCGUUUGAGGUUGUGUUAAGCGGCAUUUUAGGCCUUGGAAGUCUCGCAGCAAUGGGAAUUUCAUUUACUACCACAUUGCACCUUUUGCAGGAAGGAAUUAAAGAAAUGACUGAUGACGCUAAAGCUGUGCUCGCUAUUGCACUUUCUUUCGAAAAAUGAGACGCGACACUGCGGCGCUUGUUUCAGUUGCACGAGCGAAGAGGGUAUGUGCUUUGUGUGAGCAUGAUGUAAAAAACUUCCUUUCGUAGGCUAAUGUAAAAAUCGUUGUCUUUUAAUACCAAUUUCUACCAUGUUCACAAACGCAUGUGUCAUUUCGAUAGGCUACAUUAAUUAAAUAAUUGUAACUUUUAUUAGGCUACUAUUUCUC
Messenger RNA from Osmerus eperlanus (European smelt), 1395 nucleotides. Its product is annotated as interferon-inducible GTPase 5-like. Gene Ontology annotation, cellular component: membrane. Gene Ontology annotation, molecular function: GTP binding. NCBI's taxonomy places the organism in Eukaryota, Metazoa, Chordata, Actinopteri, Osmeriformes, Osmeridae. The transcript has a single exon. The record is from RefSeq and is a predicted model, not a curated record. Bases 15 to 1187 code for a protein of 390 amino acids.